Drosophila busckii is the source of this 623-nucleotide messenger RNA. RefSeq names its product maker34. The record is from RefSeq and is a predicted model, not a curated record. Bases 82 to 507 code for a protein of 141 amino acids. Lineage: Eukaryota; Metazoa; Arthropoda; Insecta; Diptera; Drosophilidae. The transcript has 2 exons.
AAGUCGCAGUAGCUGGUUUUAAAUAUUUCAAAACACAAAUUAAAAACACACCUCAAGUUUUUUUAUCAUACUGACAAUAGUAUGGACACUUUGCCAGAGGAGGAUACAAAUUUGUCCCGCGCUGCUUUGCGCGAUGCUGAGCUGCGCAUAAUUGCGAUGCUUGGUUGCCCCUUGAAGGUGCGUCAGGGUAUUCCAGUCUACCAGGUGCUGGUCACAGUGCCGCCCCCCAUUGGCAAGGAGAACUCUCCUCAGCCCAUCAUUAGCUGCAAGCUGAUCUUCAGCUGCUUCACUGACUAUCCGAGUAAUCCGCCCCAUGUGCAAAUUCGUGGCAAGCGAAACUUUCCCCGUCGAUUGGAGUCUGUGAUCUAUGCGGAAUUCGAUCGGAUUAGGCGUGUCUAUAGUGCUCAGCAUAUAAUGCCCAUGGUAAGCAGCGCUUUGUAUAUCAUCGAGUGUGAACAGAUGCGAAUCUCGGCGGCUGCACAGUUGGUUGGCACUAGCGUCGGCUGAAGAUUGUCUACAAAAUUAACAUUGUCCUUUUAUUAAAUUAUUUUUGUUCUGUUGUUGGCUUUGUAAUCUUUGCAUUCAGCUCCAAAUAUAUAAGUUUUGUUUUUUUUUUUUCUAUA